Messenger RNA from Bufo gargarizans (Asiatic toad), 2635 nucleotides. Its product is annotated as H-2 class II histocompatibility antigen, E-S beta chain-like. The transcript has 6 exons. Gene Ontology annotation, cellular component: MHC class II protein complex; membrane. Gene Ontology annotation, biological process: immune response; peptide antigen assembly with MHC class II protein complex; immunoglobulin production involved in immunoglobulin-mediated immune response. The coding region runs from base 2 to 901 and encodes 299 amino acids. The record is from RefSeq and is a predicted model, not a curated record. NCBI's taxonomy places the organism in Eukaryota, Metazoa, Chordata, Amphibia, Anura, Bufonidae. Gene Ontology annotation, molecular function: MHC class II protein complex binding.
AAUGUGCAGCUUAGUAACAUAUUGUAUUCAGUGCAAGUGUUCACAUCAGUCUGAAGUACAGAUUUUUCUGUGGAGAAUGGGGGCUCCGGGGUUUCCAGAGACACUUGUAUCCCUGCUGUUCUGUUGCUCACUUCUGACAUCUGGUUUCACGCUGUGUAACGGCUCAUCAGAUGUCAGAGAUUUCGUACUAGCAGCAACCUUGAAUUGUCACUUUCUGAACGGGACGCAGCAGGUGCGGUAUCUGCGCAGAUGUUUCUACAAUCAGGAGGAGUUCGUUUACUUUGACAGCAAAGAAGGACGUUUCAUAGCUAAGACUGAGUUCGGGAAACCGGAUGCAGAAGCAUGGAACAAGGAUAAGGAUUUCAUAGAAGACGAGAAGAGCUCAGUGGAGACAUACUGUAAACCCAACUAUGGCACAGCUACAGCUAUAGGAGUAACAGACCGGAGAGUUGAACCAUCGAUCAAAAUAUCCUUGAUGAAUCAGUAUGAAGAGUCACAUACAAAGCAGCACAUGCUGAUAUGUAAUGUGUUUGGCUUCUACCCAUCUGACAUUGAGGUGAAAUGGUACCGGAACGGCCAGGAGGAGACCGAGCUGGUUCAGUCUACAGAGCCCUAUCAUAAUGGUGAUUGGUCUUACCAGAUUCUGGUGAUGCUGGAGACAGAGAUUCAGAAAGGCGACACUUUUACCUGCGAGGUUCAUCACAGCAGCCUGAAGGCCCCGCACCGAGUAGACUGGCACCCUCAGUCAUCAGAUGCAGCUAAAAACAAGAUGGCCACCGGUAUAGUGGGAUUUGUGUUAGGAGUUGUAUUUUUCAUUGUUGGCCUUGUCAUCUACAUGAGAGGAAGAAAAGGGCAAACGUCAUUCCCAGGACAACAGAAUGAACGCUUUGUGUCACAGUAAUCUGGAUCCUACCUGGUCAGUUCCAGCUCAGCUUCCAGCUGUUUAGUUUCUAAUGCAAAAAGGAGGAGUUUCCUGAUGUCUAACCUUCACCGAUGUGUCGGGAUCUAUACAUAUGGCGUGGAACUAUGCUCUGUAAUAUGUGCAGAACUAGUUUUGCUGAUGCCCUUAGUAUAUUGAUUAUCUGAUUUGGGAAUUGAAGAAGCUUUUUAUUAGCUCCAGAUGUUUGUUUUGUUGGUAGUUUAAAGAAAAGAGUAAAAGAAAACUUCAGAUCACUAGAUGAGCUCUGCUGCACAGAUCUGCCUUACUAUAGCCAUUAUCUUAGUUCAUAAAUUAUCCCCUAGAAUUGAUUGUGUAUGUAAAGUGCAACACAAUCAUUCAGAGCCAAAUUUCAAUUUAAAGGGGUUCUCCAAGCUUUAUAUAAAACUGAAGCUUUCUUCUAGUUCGUGGAAGAAAUAUAGUUUAGUUAAUACUUACACAUCCGUCGCUCGGUCAAUGCCGCCGUCUCCUCCGUGCUCACGCAGCCUGUGGGUUCUUCUCGCUCUGGGUCUCGUCCUGUUGUCUUCCUUUCUUUUCAUAAUAAUAAAUACAGCUGAACAGGAAGAGAAGUGCGCACAUCUGGUCGGGACCCCCGAGCGGAGGAGCCCGCAGCCUGUGUAAGUGCAGUGGAGAUGGUGGCAUCGGCAGCGUGACGGAUGGGUAAGUAUUAAUUAAACAGGUUAGGAGAAAGCAUCAGUUUAUAAAGCCUGGAGAACUUUAAACGUAAGGGGGUUGUCUGGAGCAUUUUUUUAUUGGAAACUUCUGCUGGGGCUGGUUAAACCAACCUUCACCAGCCCCCUCUGAACCAGGGCCACCACGACUUUCUAUUCCCAGAGUUAAAGCCAGUGAUGUAUUGUAGGGCAGCUUAAGCGGUGACUUCCUGCAUACUACUGCAGCCAAUCACCAGACUCAGUUUUGUACAGCCCGAGACCACUGAGACCAGGGAUUGGCUGCAGUGAUGUCACUGCUGCAGCCCAGGGAAGAGGAAAGGCAGUGUCGCUGGAUCGGAGGUGGCUCAAGAAGGAAAGGUAAGUUGUUUUUUUAUUCUUUUACUGGCCCCACAGCAUUUAAAACAAAGGUAACUUGGAAAACCCUUUAAUCUACAAAUGCAUAUAACAAAGAUUCAGAACGGUUUCACGUGUCCGUAAUAUUGGUCUCAGUGCGACAUCACAACAUGUACAUGAGGCCAAAUAGUGAAUCUAUAAUGUGGCCUAUUAUGUAUAGAUGAAGACAUGCUGACACCUUAUUCACACUUGGUAUUUUGCAUCAGUAUUCAGAAGCCAAAGCUAAUAAUUGGUGCAAAGACGUGCAGAUCUUACAAUUAUUGUACACUUUUUUCAGCAUGGUUGGAGAUUUAUUAUAAUUGCAAGUCACAUGACUUUUUCCUCUAUUCUAAAUAAACAAGCAGAGAUCGUGAUAAAUGUUUAGGAAUAGAGACAUGAAAUCUAUUAGAACGUUGUUGAAUCUUACUUCAUGCAGUGACUACACUUCGGACUCCAUACUGUGGGGGCAGAGGUAUAAGGAAGCAUUGCUUCUAGGGGAGCAGAUCUCCUUUUACAUAGUGCUCAGAAGAGCCUGGAAUAAGGAGCAGCAUAGUCUUCAGCCCUUAAGAUAUAAAAUACUGAAAACUGUAACAGUAUACAGUGGGAUGCGAAAGUUUGGGCAACCUUGUUAAUCGUCAUGAUUUUCCUGUAUAAA